UUUUCUCUCCCCCCCCCUCAACGGUUCCUUUUCUCUCUCCCUCUCCUCUCUCUCACUCUUGUCGCUGGGGUUGGGCUUGGAGCCCGGCGAUCUCGCCGGAAAUGGAGGGGAAAAAUUGCUGGUUGGCGUGGAGGGCAAACAGAGGAGUUGAUCGGUAUUUUACCUAACGUUGCUGGAGUUGCUCACGUACAAGUUAUCUAACGGGACUUUGCCACAAACGCUGUCGUUUUCCGGAACUGUUGAGUCAUACGUACAAAACGAUACGUUUUUCAUUUUGCGAGAGUAAAACGAUGCGUUGAGUGUGAGCGCACAUGCGCUUCCACCCUCCUCCUCUAGUCCUCUGGACCACUCCUCUUUCGAGCACUUCAGCAACUCUCUCUCUCUCUCUCUCUCUCUCUCUCUCUCAUUCACACGAACGAAGAGAAAUGGAGCUAGCGAAGCCUCUGUGUUUGAAAGCAUAGCUUAUCCUGUUCCUUUAAUCGAGGAUAGGCAUUCUGGUUGGCCCUUUUGGUAGUGAUACUUUAAAUGGCACAUUCUGUGAAUUUCAUCUCGAUAGGCAUCCUGACAACGGGCUUGAGUCCUCAAACCAGAGUUUCUCGUGGGAAACAUGGAAUUUUCACCUUGAGAUCCUCACCCGGGCUUCUUCGUGUCCGAGCUGUGCAAGAGAAUGGAGGGCCUCAAAGACUAGUUGAAAUUAUCAGACUCGUGCCAGAGCUCUCAAGGAACUAUUUUCGAAGUCCCUCUCGGAGGGCUCUUUUCGGGGGAAUCUCUUUGUUGGGUGGCUUUUAUGUUGCACAGACAAUCUCUCUGUCCUUUGGAGCUUUAGGAGUAAAUGAUGUGAUUGCUGCUGUUGUAUGUGUUCUCCUGACAGAGUAUACAACAAAGUUUUAUUACAGCCGGCCAAAGGUAACAUUCCCCCUUGCUCUUCUCAACAAUUUCAAGAUGGGUUUCACUUAUGGUCUCUUCAUUGAUGCCUUUAAGCUUGCCAGUUGACAAUGCAUCAUAAAGCAUUUGUCGUUGUCUUGACAAAUUAGAUUUGGUUCUUGUAAAUUUCUCUCAGAUACAUGUUCAUAUUGUAAGUGUAGUAAGAUACAUUUUGCAUACUCAAUUUUCUCCUAUUCUUGAUUUCUGAUCUUUCACUU
This is a messenger RNA of Corylus avellana, 1142 nucleotides long. RefSeq names its product YCF20-like protein (DUF565) (gene NPQ6). The record is from RefSeq and is a predicted model, not a curated record. Lineage: Eukaryota; Viridiplantae; Streptophyta; Magnoliopsida; Fagales; Betulaceae.